GAAGAGCGAAGUGCGAAGACCUCGAAAUUGGAAAACCAGUCUUGAGAUUUAUGAUUUUAUAUGUUAGAGUCCUGGAGCUUGGUAGAAGUAGAAGCCCUCUAGCCUAGAGCUAGGCUAGUAUUCAACGGUCCUAUUGUAGCCUAGGCUAGUAUAAGACUAUCUAUUCAAUUCUAAUCAAACUUUUCAAAAUGCCUUGCACCUGUGUUGUGUAUAAGUGUAGGAACCGAUAUAAGGCUGCAGCGGACAGGAGUUUUCAUCUUUUCCCCAUAUCCGAUCCAGAGCGCUGUAAGCAAUGGAUCAGCAAUGUUUCACGUGUGGAGAGUAAUGGAAAGCCUUGGGUGCCAUCAAAGCACUCACGAAUAUGCAGUGAUCACUUUUUACCCAGUGACUUCAAAAUAGGCACUAAAAUUAAAGAAUUGGAAAAGGACGCUGUGCCAACAGUAUUUCCCACUCAUCCACCUCACAUACGGGUAAAAUUCAAAACCCGUCAACAGCUUCCAAAAAAGACCCACCCUGAACCUUCUCAAAAUAUACGAACAAGAUCCGCUCCGCCAAAUGAGCCCAUAAUGCUCACAAACACCACCGGUCGACUGCCUCCAAAGAAGCGCCGCCAUGAACCUCCUCAAAAUAUGCAGACGGCAUCCACUCCACCAGUUGAGCUAACAAACACAACUGAACAACUGCCUCCAUCACAAAGGCAGAGCCCUGAACCUCCUCAAAUUACUCAAAAUGGACAAACGGCAUCCGUUCCACCAGGCAAGCCCAUUAUGCACAACACAGACCAUUCGUAUCCUGUGCCUGACCUAGAAACUGUUUUGGAAAAGACAAAGAAAAGGCUCCAAAAGGUUGAAGAAAAGCUUGCACAAAAUAACAAAAUAAUUAAAAGUUUGCACUCAAGGCUUCAUCGUCGAGACCGUAGAAUUUCAAAGCUACUCAGCAUCAUAAAAGAACGGAAAAUACGUUCUCUUGAGCAACAUGAACAUUGCAGUGUGAUAAUAUAUGACACUGCCAGUAACUCAUACAUGGAGACACUGGACAUGGAAGCAGUGGACAUGGGACCUUUGACCGUCAAUGACAUGGAGACACCACUGGACAUGGGACCUUUGACUGUCAAUGACAUGGAGACACCACUGGACAUGGAGACACCACUGGACAUGGAGGCAGUGGACAUGGGACCUUUGACUGUCAAUGAGGAUGGUACUUUAGCUGGUCAAAGUUAAACUGUUAUGGUGGGUGGCAGUGAAAAACAUUUUAAGCAGCAUGUAGACUGUUUUCUUCUUAUUGACAAUAUUACUGCAGAAACUCAAGCACAUAUUGUUAGGGGUGCACUCAUUUUUCUGUGUGAAGCUCGCUACAUGUAUGCAGUCUAUGGUGUUAUGUGGGGGUGGAAAUUGCACAAAUCAGUCAACAGUAUUAUCACUGCACUGGGGUGUAAAUUACAGUGCAGCCUCUCCAUAGUAUAACGACAUCGUCGGGACCAGAAAAAAUUGAUCGUUAUAAUAGAGACUUGUGUCAUUAUAGAGAGGCAAAAUAUUAUGAUAAAUAAAAGGAAAAAAUCUGGUCCUGGGCACCAUGUCGCUAUACAGAGGAUGUCAAUAUAUCAACGGUUGUUAUAGAGAGGCCGCACUGAAGAUCCUCAUGAAAUGAAAAAUUGGUUUGAGCUCCAACAACAAAAGAGCAAGGGUUUGGGGGGAGGGGGGGUGUUGUCUUUGAUGCAUGUCACCUUUUUUAAAAUGUUAGAAACUGUCUAUCAACCCAUCUGUUGAUUUCAAGUUCUCUCUCUCUCUCUCUCUCUCUCUCUCUCUCUCUCUCUCUCUCUCUCUCUGUCCAUCCCUCUCUCUCUUUCCCUCCCUCGUUCUACCCCUCCCUCUCUCUUUUAAGGUCAAGCAAGUGGUAGUGACAUGGAGUUUAGAUGGGUGGUCACAGGGGUGUGUCCUUGAGCAA
This is a messenger RNA of Aplysia californica (California sea hare), 1944 nucleotides long. Its product is annotated as THAP domain-containing protein 1. Lineage: Eukaryota; Metazoa; Mollusca; Gastropoda; Aplysiida; Aplysiidae. Bases 189 to 1220 code for a protein of 343 amino acids. The record is from RefSeq and is a predicted model, not a curated record. The transcript is spliced from 2 exons.